UUUUAAAAUUUGAACUGACCGUUAUUGUACAAAGAAAUAUGCAAUUUUAUGCUUAUUGUCGCGUAUUCUGAUCAGUCAUUGCAAAAUUUGUGCAGAAUGCAGAAAAUUAGAUUACGCAAAAUAAUAUUAAUAGGGAAUUUAAGAGAUGUGAAAUAAGAGGAGUGCAUCGAUACAUUUUGACUGUGAGCAGAGACCAUGUGCAGCUCCUUGAGCCCAAAACAGCAGCAGCAGCCGGGGCCCGGCCUGACGGACCUGCACCAGUACAGCCAGUGGUUGGCCAGCCGACAUGACGCCAGUCUGCUACCCAUGCAGGAGGACCUGGCGCUGUGGCUCACCAGCAUGCUGGGCCAGGUGAUCACGGCAGAGAGCUUCAUGGAGCAACUGGACAACGGCUUCCUGCUGUGCCAGCUGGCCCAGACGCUGGAGGGGAAGUUCAGAGAGAGUGAAGCCGGCAAGACGCUCCCCAGCCGAAGGAUCCCCUGCCGUGCUAGCGCCCCCUCUGGCUCCUUCUUUGCCCGGGACAACACAGCCAACUUCCUGUCAUGGUGCCGUGAAGUGGGGGUGGAUGACACCUGUCUAUUUGAGUCUGAGGGCCUGGUUCUCCACAAACAGCCACGGGAGGUUUGCCUGUGUCUGCUGGAGUUGGGCCGCAUCGCCACCAGGUACAAAGUGGAGCCUCCGGGGCUAAUAAAACUGGAGAAGGAGAUUGAACAGGAGGAGGCAGUCCCCCUACCUCCCCCCUCACCUGCCUCGCCCUCCCCAGUCAAGUCUCCUGGCAGGAAGAGCACAGGCAAGCUACUGGAUGAUGCUGUGAAGCACAUCUCAGAGGACCCCCCUUGCAAGUGCCCCAAUAAGUUCUGUGUGGAGAGGCAGUCCCAGGGCCGCUACCGCGUUGGAGAGAAAAUCCUCUUCAUAAGGAUGCUGCACAACAAACAUGUCAUGGUGCGUGUAGGGGGUGGCUGGGAGACAUUCGAGGGAUACCUCCUGAAGCACGACCCCUGCCGCAUGCUGCAGAUCUCCCGCGUGGAGGGCAAGAUCUCCCCCGUGGCCGGCAAGAUGCCCAACUUCAAGGAUCUUGCCCCCGACAGCUACCUCGUGGUGGCUGCUCAUCACAGGAGCAAGAAAUAGGGAGGGAACCUCCCCAUCCCAUCACCAGGAGUGGAACAUCCCAGAUGAGCUGAUAUCGUUCAUAACUGACACUUGGACUGACCAAUCAGGUUCCACUUUGGGGCAGUACCUGGGUGGCGUCUUCCCAGUUGAGUGGAGCAGGAUGGUUAGGAGUGAACGUUUUAUUCUAAUUUUUAUUACUAUUGUAGAAGAACUAUAGCAAUGGUUGCCUGUAGAGAUAGAGGUGUAGGCAGGAACACGCAACUUAAUCUGUGUCAAGAUGAUGAACUGAACAUAUGUUUAAGUUUCUGGAGAGACGUUCUCCCACUGCCUGUUAUAACCUGCGGCUGGGGGGAGCCGGUUUGAAACAUAACGGCCUUAGAAUUGAAAGUUUGUUACCCUCUGCUCCCCUGCUUAUAAACAUGACCCAUGCAAAGAUUCCUUAGCCUUGCUCUGCCUACAAUCAGCAUGACAUGACAUCUGAGGCGAGUUUGCAAUGGGGCUCCGACUCCAUACUUUUCCCGUCUCGGUGUUUCCAUAAACAAAAAAGUCUGUGUUUCCACAGCUCAGCUCCUCAGGGUUUGAGCAACUAAGCCAGCAAGGUGAUUUGCCAGUAAGGUGACCAGUUCCUCAUUAAUUUGUGAGAGCCGGUGUCCCAUUCUGCUCCCAGAAGAUCUGCAUCUCCAUGAUCCUCACCUACUAGAAGCUGGCCUCUAGUGUUAAGACCUCUGGACUGGUUCCUACAGGUAUCAAGAUUUCCCAGUCCUGGUCUUGGAUGAUGGACAGUUAGGCUUGUUUGAGCUUUUGAUAGAAUUAUGUUUUUCAUUAUUAUAGAAAUGAAACACAAAAAUUAACUUCUUAAGCUUUUCAUAUUUGUGUUCCUUAAAAGUAAUAACCUAUAAUUGUAAUUGUCAUUAUUUCAUCUUUCUUUUUUUCAUUAAUGAUUACUUAAUGAGUUUCUUGCCAUUGAGCAUUUAAUAUAAUCACUGAUUAAACGAUUAAGCCGACACCUUAUUUAUGCUGCAUAUUUUGAGGGCUGUAAAUAAAUCACACCUAUAUAGAACAUAUCUGACAUUAUUAUUAGCAAAAGUAUCCCUGUUUCUUUAAAGUGUCCAUAUCUUUUUAACCUAAGUGGGGACAUCUAGGCUGAUCAUUUUCAAUACUCUAAUCAAACAUAAUUAAUUGAGGAAUUAACCUGAAUGAAAUUCUCUCCUUACUGUGAAAUGCUAGGACCAGGAUUAGGAAAUUCCCAAAAUAUCGCGUCCUUCCUUUUACCCAGAGGUUAAUGAUGUUAAUAAUGAUGUUGCAAAAUGCUGUUCGUCACUAGCUGCUUUACCUCACUUUCCAUUUGGAGGUUGACGCUGCACAUUGAUCCCAUCCACCUGGUUCAUACCAAAGACCCAGCUGCUAAUGUGGAUGCGAUUGAGGAAUCACAUGCAAAAUGGACAAUCAGAAGGAUGUUGGAAUGUUCCCCGUACUUUAAUGACACUGAUUACUGUUAGUUGAUACCAAUCAUUAUUAUUGUAGCCUCAGUUUAGAGACUUCAGUGCACCAUCUAGAUGCUCAAAAUGAACAAAGCCCCAUCCUGCUUGCUAAGAGUGAGACUGUCUUGUCGCACUUGCCUUGAAGUGAGAACGAAUGUUAUAAGAAAUGCCAAAUAUGGAUGUUUUUUAAACAUGUACCAGUUCCAGUGCCAGAGCUGGGUAAUUCAAGUACAGAGAGAAAACAUCCAGACCGGGAUUUUGUUUCAACCAACCAGAUGAGUACUCUGUGACUGUGACUCUUUAUACUGAACUGGUUGGUUGAAACUAAAUCUUGGUCUGGACCUUUACGGUCUGGACCUGAAUUAACCACCUCUGUCCAGUGCACACCAAAAUGAGACAAUCACAUUAGCAUGUGGUUACCAUUGAUGGCCUUAUGCAGAUUUUUAUGCCUGAAUCAUUUAAAAUGUGUCCUCUGUAAUGAAAAAUGUUUAUUUCUUUCCUCCUCUCCUUUAUGUAGACUUUUGUCCAUUGAUAGACUUGAUUUGAAAAGUAAAGGAACCCUUUCAUCUGAGUUAA
Molecule: messenger RNA, 3167 nt
Organism: Paramormyrops kingsleyae
Lineage: Eukaryota; Metazoa; Chordata; Actinopteri; Osteoglossiformes; Mormyridae
Gene: gas2a
Product: growth arrest-specific 2a
Biological process (GO): actin crosslink formation
Cellular component (GO): actin filament
Molecular function (GO): actin filament binding; cytoskeletal adaptor activity; microtubule binding
Source: RefSeq, a predicted model, not a curated record